This is a messenger RNA of Heteronotia binoei (common prickly gecko), 3508 nucleotides long. It is a transcript of the gene STRIP2, whose product is annotated as striatin interacting protein 2. NCBI's taxonomy places the organism in Eukaryota, Metazoa, Chordata, Lepidosauria, Squamata, Gekkonidae. Gene Ontology annotation, biological process: cytoskeleton organization. The coding region runs from base 130 to 2277 and encodes 715 amino acids. The transcript has 19 exons. The record is from RefSeq and is a predicted model, not a curated record. Gene Ontology annotation, cellular component: cytosol.
GAACUUUACAGCUACACAGAAGAGCCAGAGUUUGCCAUCAACAGGAAAUGCUUCCAGGAGGAUUUUCAAACCCAUGUGAAAGGGGGCCGGUGGUCCGAGCUGGACGCGUCUCGGCAGAAGGCCUAUGUGAUGCGGCUGCUGGACGGGCUGGAGGUGGUCGACAGAGAGAAGAGGCUGAAAGUGGCCCGGGCCAUUCUGUAUCUGGCACAGGGUGUCUUUGGCGAUUGUGACACGGAGGCGGACGUCCUGUACUGGGCGCGCUACAACAACUUCCUCCUCUACGAGAUGGGGACCUUCACGGCCUUCCUGGAGCUGCUCAACAUGGAGAUGGCCAACAGCCAAGCCUGCAGCAGUGCCCUACGGAAACCCGCUAUCUCCCUGGCCGACAGCACCGUCCUCAGGGUGCUGCUGAGCGUCAUGUACCUGAUGGUGGAAACCAUCCGGGUGGAAAACGAGAUGGACCUGCCAGAGUGGAAGACCUCCCGAGACACCUUCCGGAUGGAGCUUAGUUUCCCUAUCCACAGUGAAGAGCCGUUUGCCCUCUUACUCUUCACCAUGGUGACCAAGUUUUGCAGUGGCCACGCUCCGCACUUUCCCAUGAAGAAAGUCCUGCUCCUCCUCUGGAAGGUGCUCGUGUUCACCCUGGGCGGUUUCGAAUCCCUCCAGGCCAUGAAAGUGAGGAAGAGGGAGGAAAUGGGCCUCCCGCCUCUGCCGGAGGACAGCAUCCAGAUCAUGCGCAGGAUGCGGGCCGCUUCACCCCCGGCCUACGCCAUCGAGCUGGUGGAGCAGCAGCAGCAGAAGCGGGGGCACCGGAGCAGGAGGCCGCUUAUGAAGCAGGACAGCUUGGACAUUUACAACGAGAGAGACCCCUUCAAGAACGACGAGGGGGUGGCGGACGAGGAAGAGGCCGAUGAGAUCGACAGUGGGAUCGAAGGGGAGCUGGACAUGUUGGAGCGCGACACAGUCGUCCAGCCAGUCUCGGUGCUGCGCCCGCCGGUCGAAAGAGUCUCCUUUCCCAAGGGUCUUCCCUGGGCCCCCAAAGUCAGGCAGAAAGAUAUAGAGCACUUCCUCGAGGCGAGCAGGAACAAAUUCAUUGGCUUUACCCUCGGCCAGGACACAGAUACCUUGGUCGGCCUCCCACGCCCCAUCCAUGAAAGCGUGAAGACCCUAAAGCAGCACAAAUACAUCUCCAUCUCCGAUGUGCAGAUCAAGAACGAAGAGGAGCUGGAGAAAUGUCCUUUGUCUUUGGGGGAAGAAGAUGUGCAAGAGACCCCCUGUGAAAUGCUGUACCAGGCAAUGUUGUACAACUUGCCGCAGUACAUGAUCGCAUUGCUGAAGAUUCUUCUAGCCGCCGCCCCAACCUCUAAAGCCAAGACGGACUCUAUCAACAUCCUAGCAGAUGUCCUACCUGAGGAGAUGCCCAUCACCGUCCUGCAGAGCAUGAAACUGGGCAUCGACGUGAACCGGCACAAGGAGAUCAUUGUGAAAAGCAUCUCGGCUUUGCUCCUCCUGCUGCUGAAGCACUUCAAGCUGAACCACAUUUAUCAGUUUGAAUAUGUCUCUCAGCAUCUCGUGUUUGCCAACUGCAUUCCGCUGAUCUUGAAGUUCUUCAACCAAAAUAUCCUGUCCUACAUCGCUGCCAAAAACAGCAUCUCGGUUCUGGAUUACCCUUCCUGCACGGUCCAUGAGUUGCCAGAGCUGAAUGCAGAAAGCUUGGAGACCGGAGACAACAACCAGUUCUGCUGGCGGAACCUCUUCUCCUGCAUCAACCUGCUGAGGAUCCUCAACAAACUGACCAAGUGGAAACAUUCCCGGACGAUGAUGCUGGUGGUUUUCAAGUCGGCCCCUAUCCUGAAGCGAGCCCUGAAAGUGAAGCAAGCCAUGAUGCAACUCUACGUCCUGAAGCUGCUGAAGAUCCAGACCAAGUACUUGGGACGCCAGUGGCGCAAGAGCAACAUGAAGACCAUGUCCGCCAUCUACCAGAAAGUGCGCCACCGCAUGAACGACGACUGGGCUUACGGCAAUGAUAUUGACGCUCGGCCCUGGGACUUCCAAGCGGAAGAGUGCACUUUACGAGCCAACAUCGAGGCCUUCAACAGCCGCCGCUACGAUAAACCCCAAGACUCUGAGUUUGCGCCUGUGGACAACUGCUUGCAGAGCGUGCUAGGCCAGCACUUGGAGCUCCCGGAGGAUUUCCAUUACUCCUACGAACUCUGGCUGGAGAGAGAAGUGUUCUCACAGCCCAUCCGCUGGGAAGAGCUUCUGUGCUAUCAGUGACGGGGCUGGGAAGCAGAUCCCGAACCAAUAGCUGCCUUGCUUCUGGUCAUAGGUGCUCUGUCCCUGGGAGAAAGGGUGGAUCCUUCUGGGCUUGGGGCUCUUAACGCCUGGCAGGGAACGUUGCACGGGGUUGCCUUGCUAAAGACCCUUAAGAGGAUACCCUCAAACUUUGCUAGUAUCUUCCCAUUCCCUCCACCCCACCCCGUCCUAGAGUUAAUAGGCUUGCAAGGGGCAAUGGAGGUGCUGAUAAAGAUGUGAUAUAAUAUACAUUGGAUGCGCAAGUUUUGCAGUCGGUGGAUCCCUUCUGGAGUUUGGUGUCUAACUCGGAGCCCUCAAAUGUGGGCAGAGACCCAGAUAUGGGGCCUGUUUCCUACACACCUGUUCUUACAUCUCUCAAGCUAUUCAUUUUUUCCCCCAGGAGGGGUUGGAAAUGUUCCAAACAAAUUAUUAAGCAGUCAAAGGGCCGGAUGCAAUUUUUGUUCGCCUCCAUUAUAUAUUUUUAAGGUCUAAUAUUGGGCGUUCCUUCUUUCGCUUGCCUCGGUUGUUAUCUGCACUGUAUUUCCUACAGUGUGUGCAGUUUCUGUGCCUGCAUCCCCGAAGAGAUGUGUGUGUUUGAAAUGUUUAACGCGUGCAGUUUGUUUCACAGAAUCUAGACACUACAAAUUCCGUGAUUUUGGAUGAAAGCAAGCUGUGUGUCUUGGAGCUUAGAAGUGACAAUUCCAGGUGUAUCCAAACAUGAAAGCUGCCCUAUGGAUAUCGCAUGGGGCCCAAUUGUACCUCCAGAGUGAAAAGUUCUUGUGUAAAUCUGCUUUUAUGGCCUCUGUCUGGGCAUAUAUUACAGGACAUGUUUUGCCUAAUUUAAACUCGGUUUUCACAAAAACUGCCCGCAAGUGGCAGUUACAUGGAAACCUGUGGAGUUUCAUGGUGUGCAAAUGCCCCAAACACUUUCUGUGACAGUGGGUCUGCCGUACCAAAGUGCCAUGCCAAAGUGGGGCUAUUGUGCCAAAAACCCCAGAUCUGUCUUCAGGCCCAUGAAUAUCUAAAGGCAGCCUCUAUCUUGCUUGAAAACUUUACUGUUAACGUGCAAUUUUUAAUUUUUUUUUUAAAUAAAGAAUGAUUCCCUGUUACCCCUAAACCUGAAGAAACCUGUAUAAAUGGGUAAUGAAUAUAUUAAGAUUCCGGGCAAAAAUGUGGACUUUAAAUUGAAAUAAAUUAUUCCAUGGAUCAUUGG